AAGUUCUCUCUCGCGCUGUUAAAGUAAAAUGUCGAUGCUUGCUGGUCCGAGACGCAAGCAGAAGUGGACACUCAACCCACGAGGCAAACAAUGGAGCGAAGAUUCCAGCAAGUUUGGACAGAAGAUGCUGGAAAAAAUGGGCUGGAGCAGCGGGAAAGGCCUCGGUGCCAAGGAACAGGGUAUGGUCGAACACGUGAGGGUCAAAGUGAAAAACGACCAGGUGGGCAUCGGAUUCGCCAAGGAUAAAGAUGACCAGUGGACCGGCCAUCAGGAAAACUUUGAUAGUUUUCUACAAAAUUUGCAGAAAGAACAAUUUGCACCAACGUCGGAGGAGAAUAAGGAUAAAAUAUUGAGUGGCACGUCGUUGGAGGAAAAGUCCAAGAACAGCCUGAAAAGAGUCCAUUACAAAAAGUUUACACGUGGAAAAGAUGUCAACAAGUACAGUUCAAAAGAUUUGGCAAAUAUAUUUGGCAAAAAGGAUUUGGAUGACAAGCCUCAAGGAGCAGAGGAAGAGGAUGGUACAAUAGCUUACGAUGCUGUUGGUGCGGAAGAUACAACUGCAGGGGUUCUUACGAUCAAGGGUGGAAAUAUGAACGAAUAUUUUAGUAAAAAACUCGGUACCAGUGAAUUACAGAAGUCAAAGGAAUGCAAAGACAACUCUGAGAGCGAAGCUGAAGGCCGUGCUGGAUUUGGUUUUUCGCACAAGAGUAAAAGUAAAUUUCAUCUCGAUGAAGAUGCAAAUUCCAAUAUCAAAAACUCGUGUAGUGAAAGUGGAAAGUAUAAGGGCUUUGGUUUCAUAAAAAGUAGUGAAACCAAAUCUAAAAAUAAGAAAUUGAACAAUCUUGACUACGUUUUUGAUAAUCCAUGUUUGGAUUUAAAUAUAUUGGACAGUCCAGUGGUGAAAUCGGAUAAAAUAGAUAAUGAGAACUCUGAGUCUGUCAAGAAGCCAAAAAAGAGGAAAACCGACGACAUGUGUGAGGAUGCAUUGGAAAGUGAAAAAACUGAAGUUGAUAGAAAUAUUGAAACGCCAAAGAAAAUGAAGAAGAAUAAAAAAGAAGUGGUUUCAAACGGGAUUGAAAAUCUAGCAUUAGAUUCAAGUUGUUCCGAUAAAUCAGCGUCAAAGAAAAAAAAGAAGAGUAAAGACUUGGAGGAUUUGUCAGGUGGUAUCGAAAAUACCGGUUUGGAUUUGGAAUUUCCUGACAAUCCCACCCCAAAAAAUAGUAAAAAAAUUAAAGAAAGUAAAAUUACUUUUAAUGGUAUAGAAAAUCCUGCGCUGGAUUUGGAUCUUCCUGACAGUUCUACACCAAAGAGGCCUAAAAAAAAGAGAGAUAUCGAAGUUUUAUCAGGUGGAAUAGAAAAUCCUGGUUUGGACUUGGAAUUCCCGGACAAGCCAACUCCCAAAAAAACAAAAAGAAAAAAAAAUAAAACUGAAAUUUCAUCCAAUGGAUUGGAAAAUCCAGCUCUCGAUCUCAGUUAUGCUGAAAAUGAAAUUUGUACUACAAAUAACUUUGAAGUGCCUAGAACAUCUGGAGUAGAAAACAAUGCGCUUAACUUGUCGGACGAAGAUUCACGUAAGAAACGAGUGACUUUUAAUGACGAGAUAGAAUACAGUACAGAUAGUGUUAAUAAAAAGAAAAAGAAGCUCGACAAGUAUGAAGUUGUAAGUGAAAAAUCAAAAAAGAGAAAGAGAAGUAAAGAGCCAGUGACCUUUGACAAUGAAGCUUUAGACAUUGAAGUCAUAAACGUGGAAGAGACUGAUAACGAAGUGAACGAGAAAAAGAGCAAAAAGUGCAAAAGAAAACGGGAGCGGAGAGUGUCACUCUUGGAAACCAUUGAGGAAUUUCCCGAAGAAGAAAACUGCGAUGACGUUUUAAUUGUGAGUGAACAAGACAGUGGGGAUGUAAAUAUAGUAGCUGAGUUUUCUCGUGAUGAUGUGCAGAAAAUUAAAAACGUCGAUUCCGUUAAAAAGUCGAAGAAGAAAAAGAGUAAAAAACAUAAAGAACAAAUAGAGGAACCAAAAAUAGCAGAAGAAAAAAUGGAAGAAAUUGAUCUGACGGUGAAUGAAACAAAAAAAAAAAAAAAGAAAGAAGAGCCUAAAGUCAUUGCGGAUGUAGAAAAAAAUCAAAAUAAUGAGGGUUUCAAAGAAAAUAUUUGUAAUCCACACGUAGAAAAGAACACGUGUUUUAGAAAAAUUAAUACAUCGGAUGAAGAAGUAAUAAGUUUAGAAGAAUUUUUCAACAAAACGAAUUCAAAGAAAAUGAGUGAAAAAACCACUGAUACGCUUCAAGCUGAACCAAAUAAUUAUUAUGAAAAUUCUUGUUUUCAAAGGCCUCAAUCGUUCAGAACUCCAAAGCAAAUCAUGAAAUCGUUAUUUUUAAGAACUCCUAUAGCUGUAUUCAAAGGAUCCAACAUCAAUGAAAUAAAAGGAUAUGGUGUGGAUUUUCUUAAUAACCUGACCGAAAAAUAUUAGUUUAAAUGUUUUGUUUGUCAAUAAAAUAAUCGUUAUUGAUUCAAAUGAAAAUAUUUUUUAAGGGUGUAUAUUAAUUACGAAACUUUGUACAUAAAUGUGUAUUAUUGAAUUUUUGAAUGCUGCUAGCUAAUUAUUGUAAUUAACAAAAAAAAAUUUUUUUGCUUUUUCUCUUGAAAAGCAUUUUAAACGUACC
This is a messenger RNA of Copidosoma floridanum, 2663 nucleotides long. RefSeq lists its product as uncharacterized. Gene Ontology annotation, molecular function: nucleic acid binding; telomerase inhibitor activity. The record is from RefSeq and is a predicted model, not a curated record. Lineage: Eukaryota; Metazoa; Arthropoda; Insecta; Hymenoptera; Encyrtidae. Gene Ontology annotation, cellular component: nucleolus.